Prorocentrum cordatum is the source of this 703-nucleotide messenger RNA. The record is from the annotation of a GenBank genome assembly. NCBI's taxonomy places the organism in Eukaryota, Dinophyceae, Prorocentrales, Prorocentraceae.
GUGAUCAGCAUACCGCUCGGCACGUUCGUGAAAGGGCUCUUCAGCAUGCUGGUGGCGAUCGUGCUGCUGGGCUUCGUGUGCUGCGCAGUGCUCAAGGCUGCAGGAACGGCGCGGCCGGUCCCGACAUCUCCAGAGCCAGGCAGUGAGAAGGAGUUUGUACCGACACAGAUCCCGAAGGAGAAGAAGGUGAAGUUGAGUACGGUCAAGUGGGACAUUGGUUGCCAGGGACCAGUCAACUACACGAGUGUUGGGCGACCCGACGGACAAUACGGACAGUACAAACACGUGACGAAUGGAUUUCGGCGAGGCUGGGAGGUUACCCGUGAGCUGCACAUUGUGCAGCAGAAGCCGCACCAUGAGUGACGGUGCCCCGGCAAGUCUUGAUUUGCAUCCUGUUCCAGUCUCGUGCUUUCUUUCCCCACUCUCUCAAUGAAGCUAUUUCAGCAGAGGCAUGCGACUACUUUGUUUGGCGCAGUUUCUCUCGAGCAAGGCAGAGUUGGUGUCCGGACGCCAGUUUGGGCGGUCGAGCCGACGAUAAUGAUCUGCGAGCUGCUGUGGUGUUCUUUUAUUUUUCACGUAAUUGAGGUGAGAGUUUUACAAGUUUUCAUUCCCUUUCUUACCAGUGUGAAUUGCACUCCGUACAAUGUGUUUUCAGAGGUGUUUCUGACUAAUCUGUUAGAGCAACACCCUCCCCCCCCAGCAG